Molecule: messenger RNA, 3563 nt
Organism: Zonotrichia albicollis (white-throated sparrow)
Lineage: Eukaryota; Metazoa; Chordata; Aves; Passeriformes; Passerellidae
Source: RefSeq, a predicted model, not a curated record
UCAGCUUCUACUGUUUUAUAGACUUACUUUGUGCAGAAUGUCAUCUGAUGAGGAGAAAAACACAAGUCCAGUUUUCCCAAAUGACUUUGUUCAGGACAGUUCUGUUUCUUCCGAUCCUCAGAUUUGUCACUGGAUGCUGUUUAUUGACACUUUCUGUUGGCGCGUAAGAGAUGAAUAUGAAGAGCUGUUUCGUUAUACUGUAGUGACUCCGAAGUUUGAGCAGUGUGUCUCAAAGUUUCCUGAACCUGCCUUGGAAAAGAGACCAUCUGAAAGAAUUUACAGGUUAACAGGUUAUGCCACUCACCAUAAUACUCCAGUCUCAACAUCAGUGAAGCAGGCCGAUAUGGAACAACCUGCUCUUCCAGAAACAACUUCCACACAUGGUCCAGGAGAAGUCAGCAAAACCACAGUGACUGAAUUAACUUCACCAGAUGGAAAAGUCACUCAAAUAGAAAAUAUAGUUGAUCUCUGGAGUGGAAGUCUUAAGACAAAUAUUCUGACUGAACUGAAAACUUGGGAACUUAAUUUGAUUCAACAACACAAGCUUCAAAUGAGACAAGAGAAAGAGAAACAUGACACACAAGUGAAACAACUGCAGAAUGAGAUGGAAAACCUGAAAGAGUUACUUCGUACUUAUGAAAUCUCUAUUAGCAGGAAAGAUGAGGUAAUUACUAACUUGACCCAAGCAUUAGAAAAGCAAAAGGAGAGAGUAGCGUUGAUGAGAAAGUUUACGCUGUGGCGGAUUCAGCAUGUUAAAGCCAAACAAGAGGAAUAUGCAAUUAGAAUGGCAGAUAAACAUUUCCAGACAGCUUUGAUGAAGAAAGUGUGGGCUGCAUGGCGCUCUGUUAGUGAAGCAAAAUGGAAAGACAAAGUAGCAAGAGCCUGUCAGUUAAAGGCAGAAGAUGUAUGUGUUCAGCUCACCAAUGAUUUUGAAGCAAAAAUUGCAGAGUUAACUGCUGCUUUGGAACUGACAAGAUCUGAGCUUCUGCAACUGCAUAGUGAAAGAGAUCAGUAUGAGGACACGAUGAAGAAGGCCUUUAUGCGUGGUGUAUGUGCUUUGAAUCUGGAAGCAAUGACCAUGUUUCAAAGCAAGGACAGUAGGCCAGAUCCUGAUACAGGAAGCAGGAGAAAUGAUCAUGCAACCACUGGUGCAGGAAGGCCACCUCCUUCACAAUAUAAUCAACCCUCACCACCACCUCCACCAGCAGCUGCUGUUCAGGUGGAAAACAUGUUUUGUUGCCACCUGGCUCAUGCAAGCACUCCUGAGACCAGGCUAGAUUCUGAUUCUCCAGUUAUCAUCACUAGCACAACAUCAGGAUCUGGUGUGACAUCAACGCAAAAACUGUCCAUGCCAAAAGUAAUAACAUCUGCACAACAGAAAGCAGGAAGAACAAUCACUGCUCGAAUCACAGGCCGAGCUGAUAUGGGACAAAAAUCCAGAGCUUCUGGGAGUUUAGCGGUGAUGGGAGUUGCUCCACCCAUGAGUUCAGUUAUUGUUGAGAAGCAUCAUCCAGUCACUCAGCAAACCAUAUCACAAGCCAUGGCUGCUAAGUAUCCUCGAACUGUGCUUCACUCUUCUGGCUCUACCUUUGCAAGACCUGCAGGACAAGCUGGGCGAGUGCUUCAGAGCCAAACUCAUACCAGUGUUCAGUCAAUAAAAGUUGUUGACUGACUGACUAUCUUUCUCACCAGUAGGGCUUUUUAAUCAAGGUACCACUUCCCCGUCCUUUCAGAUUUGAUGCAGUAAGGCCUAAAGUACAUAUCAUGUUUUUACCCCUUUCUAAAAAAGGAAGGUUUUUAAAGUGAAAGUGCUUUUAUAAUAAAACCUGGAGGGGAAAAAAGAGCUUGAGCUUGUUGUUUUACCUCCAAACUUUUUAUUAUUAAGAAAAACACUUUUUAUUUAAGAAAUCUUUAGCACACUUUUUAAAUAAAGGAUACAAUGUCAUUUUUGUCUGAAUCUCUUGUUUAAUCCCAAUUAUACUAACAUCUAUGUUCAAGAGAAAAUGAUUUUUUUUUCUUACAAACACUUUUACUUGCUUAUGCAUGUAAGUAUAGCUGACCUGCAAUUUAAUUAUAUCCUGCAACAGUGUAUGUAAAUGGAGAACAGCAGGGUAGCAUCCUCCACAGCCAGGGUCCAGUUUAGGCUAGGUGAGCUACAGUGCAUCAAAUUCUUAAACAUUUUCAUUUUGCAAGCUAAUGUUGCAGAACUUGAUGAAUCCAAGCAUCUGUACUUUAGGUCCCUAAUUCCAAAACUUUAUGAUUUACUGGUCUGUUCUUCAUAUUCCUGGGAGACACUGCAGCAGAGUCAAAGAAGAUUGCAAACAGGAGGACAGUUUGGAAUAAGACUUCAGGCUAAAAUCAGAUCACUUUUUUAGUACAAACAAUAGGAUUCAGCACAAAAUAAUGCUAGCUAUAUGCAAACAGAAAAGGCAAUUCAAUACCUCCAUUACCUGAUAAAACUAUUGCUAUGUUAUAAAGAAGAUCACUAAAAUAGACAUUUACAUAGUUUUUCAGAUAUUAAAUGUAUUCAGUAAUAAGAAAACCUUUAAACACAGUCAGCAAGUAUUAAUUCAAGAUAUAAGCAAGAAAUAAGUAAAUAAUUGCCAGAUGCGUGAAGUAUUAAGUAUCAAAUGCUCUUUUGAGGGUAUGUAACAACUUUUAUGCCAUGAUAGAAAAUUCUGCAGCCACAUGUGGUGUUUACACAUAACAUUUUUGUGUUUCUUCACUACAUAAAUCAUACGCCACAGUAGAAAGAUUUUUCAUAAUCCUAGCAAGAAUUUAUAAAAACCUGAAUCCCAAAUGAGGCCAGAUGCCAAGUUAUUUGCCAGUGUUAAUUGAUUUAUACACACAACUUUCACUUACUAAAUUUAAUUUUUUUCAUGUAGAAAACCUCUUAUUUACAUUUCACAUCAAACACAAAGUAGCUUAAUUUGCAUUUCCAAUACAGAAUUACUUUAUCAGUGUUAGGUCAGAUGUAGAAAUUGUAAGUGGUGAAUCUUGCUUAGCAAUUAUAAGCUACCAGUCAGCCAUUCAUUCUUAAAUGUUUUACAUUUCUAUUUAGCAAGCAUUUGAAAAAAAAGUAACAACUUCAGGAGUGCAAGUUCUUCAAGGGUGGAAAAAUUUGUGCAACUUCAAAAUAUGUUUUUUGUUUCCCUAAAAGAUAUUUGAAAGCCACUUUCCUUCUAACAUCUAAUUCCAUCAUAUAUGCCAUGUUUUGUUGAUGAACUCAUGAAAUGAUACAUUUUCUGGAGUCCAUGCCAAUGCUAACUGAAGCUCUGAUCUUCUCUGUAAAGUAAGAGAAAACACUUGAUUGGUGUGCUCUGCUUUGCACAAGUUCAGACUAACUGAAGGAUGGCCAGUCACAAUUUAACUGUGUGUGCAGGAGAUGAGGCAAGCAAGGUUUGCACAUGUCUGCCUUUAGAAACCUGAAGUCUGACAUAAAUGCUCUUUCUCAAACAGCCUCAGCCCUCAGGAAGGGCAGUCCCAACAAGGAGAAAGUGUCCUCCACCCCUGCCCUGGCCACAGCUCCCAGCACCAGCAGGGAGCUCAGCAUGGCACUGCAU